Molecule: messenger RNA, 429 nt
Organism: Alternaria viburni
Lineage: Eukaryota; Fungi; Ascomycota; Dothideomycetes; Pleosporales; Pleosporaceae
Exons: 2
Coding region: 1-429 (142 amino acids)
Source: RefSeq, a predicted model, not a curated record
AUGUACGAACAGACCUCCAGGCCCUUACCAAAGAUGCGUUUCCUCCUCUCCGUCGCCGCCGCCGUGGCCCUCUUGGCCACUUCCACGGCCGCUCACAGCGGCAAAGACAGGAUCGUUUGGCACGAACGCCCGGUCAAGGAGCAGCAUGGCUGCAUAGUGACCUGCAAGAAGUCCUCCGAUAAGCCAUCGGAGUUCCUCAGGACACAGUGCGCUGUCUGCAUGGACAGGAUCAGGAACACCGUGUGCGCUGAUUGCGCAGCAGCGUACCGGGAUGGAGUCCCGUUCGACAAGUCUGUGGACCGCUGUUACCGAUGCCGCCAUGUAUCGGACUAUGACUCUUCCUCCGAGUUUGACGAGCCUUGGGACAAGGAUGGCGGAUUCUUUUGGCCCGGCCCCGAGGGCCCCGAGGACUGGAAGUUCCCACACUAG